UAUUAGAUCAUUACGACGACUUGGUAUUUCCGUGUUCCUCUGGAUGCACUGCAGCCGGUAUGGGCAUCAGUAACUACCUCACAGGAUCUCGCAUCAGAUGCCACGCUAUUAUUGUCUGCGACCAAACAAAGGCUUAUUUCUAUGACCACAUUGAUCAAACCCGAGUUGAUAUGGGUCUCGCUGACAGUGUGAAAGCCGUGGAAAUAGUAGAUAUGAUUGAGGGGUACCAAGGCAAAGGGUACAAUAUUUCGACAAAGGAAGAGCGUGACUUUGUGGCGUCGGUGGCCGAGACCACUGGCAUAAUGUUAGAUCCGAUAUACACCGGGAAGGCAGCACUCGGGAUGCUUCAGGAACUCCAUGAUAACCCACACAGAUUCAAAGGCAACAGGAUACUGUUUUUACAUACAGGUGGAUUAUUUGGAAUGUACAAUGGUCAACUAAACACAACAAUAGCAGACAGAGAACAGAAGAACAUCAUUAAUAUGUGGACCUCGACAGAGUCAACCUGUACAGAUUGAUCAACUUGGUGAUUAAUCAAACUGAAAGUAUCACAACA
Messenger RNA from Pecten maximus, 556 nucleotides. Its product is annotated as bifunctional D-cysteine desulfhydrase/1-aminocyclopropane-1-carboxylate deaminase, mitochondrial-like. The record is from RefSeq and is a predicted model, not a curated record. Lineage: Eukaryota; Metazoa; Mollusca; Bivalvia; Pectinida; Pectinidae. Gene Ontology annotation, molecular function: D-cysteine desulfhydrase activity. The transcript is spliced from 4 exons. Bases 60 to 518 code for a protein of 152 amino acids.